Messenger RNA from Saccharomycodes ludwigii, 1533 nucleotides. It is a transcript of the gene RSA4, whose product is annotated as Rsa4p. The coding region runs from base 1 to 1533 and encodes 510 amino acids. Gene Ontology annotation, cellular component: nucleolus. The record is from RefSeq and is a predicted model, not a curated record. Gene Ontology annotation, molecular function: protein binding. The transcript has a single exon. NCBI's taxonomy places the organism in Eukaryota, Fungi, Ascomycota, Saccharomycetes, Saccharomycodales, Saccharomycodaceae. Gene Ontology annotation, biological process: ribosomal large subunit assembly.
AUGGCUACCGUACUACCACCACCAUCUAAAAAGCAAAAAAAAGAAGCUCAAAAACCUAAGGAAAUUGACUUAAUCCCAAAAGAUUUGCCAAAUGUUUUGAUAAAAUUUCAAGCAUUCGAUACUGGUGAAAGUGUUGGUGGAUCGUUAAGAGUCCCAGGAGAUAUCACCGAGAAACAACUGGAGGAAUUGUUAAAUAAUUUGCAAGGUACCAAUGAUGAUUCUGUUCCAUACACUUUCAGUUGUAAUAUCGAGCCAGAAAAUAAAUUAAUUGAUAUAAAUGAUAACUUGUAUACAUCUAUUUUAAAGCCUGGUUAUAAAACUACCGAAGAUUUUAUAACGUUAGUUUACACGCCAAGGGCUGUUUUCAAGGUUAAGCCCAUAACUAGAAGCUCUGCAGCCAUUGUGGGCCAUGGUUCUACAAUUUUAUGUUCCGCGUUUGCUCCUAAUACGAGUUCUAGAAUGUGUACCGGUGCAGGGGAUAACACUGCCAGGAUAUGGGAUUGCGAAACACAAACUCCUAUGGUCACUCUAUCGGGACAUCGUAAUUGGGUCUUAUGUUGUUCAUAUUCCCCAGAUGGUAAAAUUAUUGCUACUGGGUCAAUGGAUAACACUAUAAGGUUAUGGGAGGCGAAUACUGGGAAACCGCUUGGUGAUGCCUUAAGAGGACACGGUAAAUGGAUUACAGCGUUGAGCUGGGAACCUUUACAUUUAGUUAAGGAAGCUGAAUUACCUCGUCUAGUUAGUUCUAGUAAAGAUGGCACUUUAAAAGUUUGGGAUUGUACCUCUAGAACAUGUCUAUAUACUCUAAGUGGACACACGAAUUCUGUGUCUUGUGUUAGAUGGAGCGGUAGUAAUGUUAUUUAUAGUGGCAGUCACGAUAAAACGAUAAGGGCUUGGGAUAUGGGUCAAACAGGGAAAUGUAUAAAUAUACUAAAAUCACAUGCACAUUGGAUAAACCAUAUAUCAUUAAGCACUGACUAUGCUUUAAGAGUUGGUGGAUUUGACUACAAAUCCGAAAAAUCAAUUAGUGAAACAGAGCUAAGAAAAAGAGCUUUAAUUAAUUUUGAAAAAAUUGCAAAGAAAAAUGGUAAAUUAGAAGAAUAUAUGGUUACUUGCAGUGAUGAUUUUACUAUGUAUUUGUGGAACCCGUUGAAACAAAACAAACCGAUAACAAGAAUGACGGGACAUCAAAAAUUAGUCAAUCAUGUGCAAUUUUCCCCAGAUGGUAGGUAUGUUGUAAGUGCGUCUUUUGAUAAUUCUAUUAAAUUAUGGGAUGGUAGAGAUGGUAAGUUUAUUUCCACUUUCAGGGGCCACGUUGCACCAGUUUAUCAAGUUUCUUGGUCUUCUGACUGUAGACUACUAGUUUCAUGUUCUAAGGAUACUACGUUAAAGGUUUGGGAUGUUAAGACAAAAAAAUUGUCUGUUGAUUUACCUGGACAUAAAGAUGAGGUUUUUACGGUUGAUUGGAGUGUAGAUGGUAAACGUGUUUGUAGUGGAGGAAAGGAUAAAACAGUUAGGAUAUGGACACAUUGA